UUCGAAAGUUAAUAGACUGCAAUGGAUGACAGUUCAGCAGGAAUCGAAAAGAAGAUAUUAGCAUCCGGGAAAGGAUCCCUCCCAGCGUUUUCAAAUGGAGCUAAGACACAGUUUCAUUACAAGACCUGCAAGCUUGACGAUGACAAAACAGUGAUAGAUGACAGUCGGAAGCUGAUGAAGAAACCAAUGGAGCUGAUCAUUGGGAAGAAAUUUAAGUUGGAAGUGCUGGAGGCUUGUGUCAAAACCAUGUGUGUGGGCGAAGUAGCACAGUUCACAGUUGCCAAACCUCUCCUGACUCAGUACCCUCUGGUAUCAAAGCAGCUACGUGAAAUCUUUGGAGAGAAGAAGAAAGGUGCAGACCACAGCCAUCACUGUUGUGGAAUGAUGCAGUUGCAACAGGACCAAGGACUUGGAUAUGCUGAUUUGGACCAACUUAUGAAGGAACCACAAUCUCUACAGUUCACAAUAGAACUUCUGAAAGUGGAGGAGCCUGGAGAAUAUAAAAAGGAGACUUGGGUUAUGGAUGAGCCAGAACAAAUUGCAGCAGUCCCACAGUUAAAAGAUGAAGGGAAUGCAUUAUAUAAAGAGAAGAAAUAUAGUGAAGCUUCUGCCAAAUAUGGGCAGGCCAUAGGAAUAUUAGAGCAGCUGUCAAUGAAAGAGAAACCACAUAGUGAAGAGUGGAGUGAGCUGCAGGACAGAAAAAUUCCAUUCUUAUUGAACUAUUCACAAUGCCUUCUUUUGCUUGAAGAUUACUACCCUGUAAUAGAGCACACCACUACUGUGUUAGAGAGGGAUCCUGGUAAUGUGAAGGCAUUAUUCAGAAGAGCCAAAGCACAUGUAUCAGUAUGGAACUUUGAUGAAGCCAGAGCAGACUUUCACAAAGUAUCAGAGCUGGACUCUACACUUAACUCUGCUGUGAAAAAGGAAUUAAAAUAUUUAGAUGAUUUGCAGAGAAAAAAGGAUGAAGAAGACAAAGCGAAACUUCAAGGAAAAAUGUUUAGUUGAUGAAGGAUAAACUGUAAUGGAGGAGCUAUUUUGAUAACACGAACUCAGAGAUUUACCAUCAUUUGUUGUAAAGUGGGUUCAGUGAAGACACCAUCUCAUGACAAGUGUUCCACCUAGCAGUGCAUACUUAGUUACAUUCUAAACACAAUGUUGAAUUAAACAGCCUGCAAGUGCUCUUGUCCAUGAUUACUGCAUCGAAGGGAGACUAAGAUUCUCUGUGUACAACAGAUUUUGUUUAAAAUGCACACAGGUCUGUUGUAACUUUGUAUUGGUAGUAUUUUAUGCCAUUUCAAUUGAAAAAUAGCAAUUAUAGUUAGGACAUGUGUACAAAUAUGUGUAUUUAUUAGUGAACCUUCAUAGCCUGAGACUGCCAAAGUUUACAUGUUCAGAUCUGAAUGUUUAUCUGUUCACAAGGCAUUUGAAGGGUAAGAUAAGCAAAAAAAAAAAAA
This is a messenger RNA of Lingula anatina, 1454 nucleotides long. RefSeq names its product AH receptor-interacting protein. The record is from RefSeq and is a predicted model, not a curated record. Lineage: Eukaryota; Metazoa; Brachiopoda; Lingulata; Lingulida; Lingulidae. Gene Ontology annotation, molecular function: peptidyl-prolyl cis-trans isomerase activity; protein binding.